AUUGAACCAAAAACAAAAAGAAACACUUGUGUAUGAUUCCUUCAUCUUUUCCACUUUCCAUUUUUACAUCACAAAAACCCUCUUUAAAUCACAAAUCCCCAACACAGAUUAUUUCCGAGUUAGCAUAACUAAUUUUGUUUUAAUAAUAAUUAAAUGGCAGAAAAACCCCAAGCAGUUGAGGUAUUAUAUUGUGGUGUUUGCGGGUUACCCGCUGAGUAUUGUGAAUUCGGACCCGAUUUUGAAAAAUGCAAACCUUGGUUGAUCCAAUUUGCUCCCCAGAUUUAUCCUGAUCUUAUUAAAGAUUCCAAUGAAAAGGAAGUUGAUGGAGUUUCCGCUCAGCUUCAGUCGUCUUCGAUAUCGGAUGUGACUUCCGCUUCUGCUGCAGGCUCUUCAGCACCAAAACAAGAACCAGUAAAGAGACUUCCAGGGGGCAAGGUUAAAAAGAAGGAGAAACAAGAAGUAAUAAUUGAGAAGGUAACCCGCAACAAGCGAAAGUCUAUCACCACCUUGAAAGGCCUUGAUCUUUUUGGUGUCAAACUGAGUGAUGCUUCAAAGAAGCUUGGAAAGAAGUUUGCAACUGGUGCUUCUGUUGUUAAGGGGCCAACAGAGAAAGAUCAAAUUGAUGUACAAGGAGACAUAGCAUACGACAUUGUGGAGUUCAUCACACAUACAUGGCCUGAUGUUCCCGAAACGGCAAUUUUCUUUAUUGAAGAUGGGAAAAAGGUCCCGGCUGUAUGAUUUUUCGAGUUCGUGUGUGGUAUUUUCAUUCGGCUAUCGGAUGUUAAAAGCUCAGAUUGUAUUCAUGAUAGAAACUGCUGUUUUUGUUGUUCAUAAACCAAUGGCUGAAUACCCCUUCGAGAAUUUUUCAAAGUGAAAUCAUCAACAGAUGUGACAACGAAUGCAUAUGAUUUUCUGAUUGAGUUGUGAUUUAUGUAUACGAUGGUGACUUUUAUUUUACCAGAGUCAGGAUCAUAUGAUUUUCUAAA
Molecule: messenger RNA, 986 nt
Organism: Erigeron canadensis
Lineage: Eukaryota; Viridiplantae; Streptophyta; Magnoliopsida; Asterales; Asteraceae
Product: translation machinery-associated protein 22
Exons: 7
Coding region: 154-738 (194 amino acids)
Biological process (GO): translation reinitiation; formation of translation preinitiation complex
Molecular function (GO): mRNA binding; translation initiation factor activity
Source: RefSeq, a predicted model, not a curated record